Molecule: messenger RNA, 729 nt
Organism: Microdochium trichocladiopsis
Lineage: Eukaryota; Fungi; Ascomycota; Sordariomycetes; Xylariales; Microdochiaceae
Product: phosphoglycerate mutase
Exons: 4
Coding region: 1-729 (242 amino acids)
Biological process (GO): ribose phosphate biosynthetic process
Molecular function (GO): sedoheptulose-bisphosphatase activity
Source: RefSeq, a predicted model, not a curated record
AUGUCUGACGCGAAUGCCACCACGCCACGGGUAUUUAUUGCCCGCCACGGAGAGACGGAGUGGACUAUAUCCGGCCAGUGCACGGGCAACACGGCAGACAUCCCCCUUACUGCUCGAGGCGAGGACCAAGUCCGGGCCACGGCAGCCCUGCUCGUGGGGGCGGGAAAGCUGAUCGACCCGGCGAGGCUGGCGCGGGUGUUUUGCAGUCCCAGACAGAGGGCCGUGCGGACCAUGGAGCUGCUCCUGGGUGAGGAGGAUGCUGCUGCUGCUCGGGCCAGCGCGAGCAAGGGUGAUCGGACUGAACAUGCCAGCAGGGUCGUGCUCACCGAGGACAUCCGCGAGUGGGACUAUGGCGCUUACGAGGGGCUGCGACCAGGUGAGAUUGCGGAGCGAAGGCGCAGCCAGGGUAAGGGCAAGUGGGAUAUCUGGGUCGAUGGAUGCGAGGAUGGAGAGAGGCCCGACCAGGUGGAAGCCCGUUUAGACCGCCUUAUCGCCGAGAUCAAGGCGAUCCAGGCUCCGGUGAUACAUGGUGGGCCAGCCCCUGAUGUGUUGAUUGUGGCCCAUGGCCAUAUCCUGCGAGCUUUUGUCAAACGGUGGCUGCGGUUCCCAAUGAACUUUGCCUUUGCGCAGAUGAUGGAACCCGGGGCCAUUGGCAUUCUAAGCUAUGCCCACCAUAACAUUGAAGAGCCGGCUCUCCUGGUUGGGAUGGGGUUUCCAGCAAGUUCUUGA